Messenger RNA from Arachis stenosperma, 2144 nucleotides. Its product is annotated as xylan O-acetyltransferase 1-like. The record is from RefSeq and is a predicted model, not a curated record. The transcript has 5 exons. Gene Ontology annotation, molecular function: O-acetyltransferase activity. Bases 178 to 1581 code for a protein of 467 amino acids. Lineage: Eukaryota; Viridiplantae; Streptophyta; Magnoliopsida; Fabales; Fabaceae. Gene Ontology annotation, cellular component: Golgi apparatus.
ACAAUAUUAAUACUAAAUUAUUCAACCAACCAAAAAAUAUAAUAAAUAAAAAUUAAAGAAAGAAGCUUCUUGUUUCUUCAUGAUUUCAUCAAUCCUCAUGAAAUGUCCUUCUCUAUAUUUCUAUCCCCUUCGAAUUCUUCAAAAGUGUUGUGAUAUUCAUCUUUCUCUCUGUCUUAAAUGCAGCAACUUCGGCGCAAGAACUCGCUUUCGAGCUCUGAAACAAUGAAAGCAAGAAAAAGCGGAAGCAAUAAUAAUCUCUCCGUGUUGAUGAUAGUGUUCUCCAUAUUCGUUUUCGGCGUCUUCUUCAUGUUCAGCGAGGACCUUAAGUCACUCGCUGAAUUCUCCUUCUUCAAGCCUCAACAACUCCAACAAGGUUCCAAUGACAAUAAUAAUGUCACAGAAACUGUUAAUAGAGCUCAGCUUCAGCUUGAGAAGAAGAACGAGAAGGAGAAGAUUGAAUUGCCUGUUAUUAUGGUAGAAAAGAAAGAUGAUGAAGAAGAAGAAGAAGAAGAAACGGUUGAGUUGCCUCCAAAAGAUUGUGACUUGUUCACAGGUGAGUGGGUUUUCGAUAACGUGAGUCACCCUUUGUACAAAGAAGAACAAUGCGAGUUUCUCACGCAACAAGUUACCUGCAUCAAGAACGGAAGACCUGAUUCCAUGUAUCAGAGUUGGAGAUGGCAACCCAGAGAUUGCUCUUUGCCCAAGUUUAAGGCGAGAGUUUUGCUUGAGAAGCUUAGAGGGAAGAGGCUGAUGUUUGUUGGAGACUCAUUGAAUAGGAACCAGUGGGAAUCAAUGAUUUGUUUGGUCCAGUCUGCUGUUCCUCAUGGCAAAAAGACCUUGAACAAGACUGGCUCCAUUUCUGUCUUCAAACUCCAGGAUUAUAAUGCAACGGUGGAGUUCUACUGGGCACCGUUCAUUGUAGAGUCAAACUCAGAUGAUCCAAAGAUGCAUAGCAUAUUGAACCGAAUCAUCAUGCCUGAAUCAAUUGAGAAGCAUGGUGCCAAUUGGAAGAAUGUGGACUACCUUGUUUUUAACACUUACAUAUGGUGGAUGAACACACCAACUAUGAAAGUCUUACGAGGGUCGUUUGAUGAAGGGUCAACGGAGUAUGAUGAAGUUGCAAGGCCAAUUGCAUAUAGAAGAGUCUUAAAGACAUGGUCAAAAUGGGUGGAGGACAACAUUGAUCCAAAUCGAACCAAAGUUUUCUUCAACAGCAUGUCCCCUCUUCACAUAAGGAGUGGUGAUUGGAACAACCCAGAUGGCACAAAAUGUGCUAAAGAAACAACACCAAUUCUCAACACAUCAAACCCACAAGUUGGAACCGAUCGAAGGCUUUUUGUGAUUGCGAACAAUGUAACACAAUCUAUGAAGGUGCCAGUGAACUUCAUUAACAUAACAACAUUAUCUGAGUUCAGAAAAGAUGCACAUACAUCAAUUUACACCAUACGCCAAGGAAAGUUGUUAACUGCAGAGCAACAAGCUAACCCUGCCACUUUUGCUGAUUGUAUUCAUUGGUGCCUGCCCGGCCUGCCCGACACGUGGAACGAGUUCCUUUACACGCGUAUUAUCUCGAUAUCUUGACAUACAACAAAUCAACAUCCAAAUUCACCCACUAAAAAGAAUCCUCUAAAGUUAAAAAAUAAAUAAAGCAAAAAAGAAAGAGUUCAAUCAUCGUUAAUUUUAACUGAUGAUUACACUUAUUUUUUUGACUUGAAUGUGAUUCAAAUGCGACCGUUAAGUAAUCGGUCAAUCGGACAAAGAUUUGGAUGUUUUAAAAAUAUUUUCUUUUACAAUGUAUAGAUAUUUUCAAAGUUUUUUUUUUUCCCACAUAAUUGUUAUUAAUGCUCUGCUUUCACACACAUCCAAAAACAAAACUGAAAAAAUAAAAAAAUAGAAAAAUCCUUCAACCAACUCCUCUGAUCUCAUCUCUGUAAGUGUUCAUGUAAUUUUCUUGAUUGGGACAUUUUGUUUCUUUUAAUUAUCUUUCUGCUGUUAUAGAUUUAUAGGUUCAGAUUUAGGAACAUGGGGUAUUUGCAAUUUUUUUUUUUUUACUCCUCAUGUUUCUUUGGCUGUGUUGGGUUGAGUCGGAAGAAAGCCAAGCACCACAAUUGUACAAUGAAGUGCUUAUUGAAGACAAUAAAGUG